This is a messenger RNA of Pipistrellus nathusii (Nathusius's pipistrelle), 990 nucleotides long. The record is from the annotation of a GenBank genome assembly. Lineage: Eukaryota; Metazoa; Chordata; Mammalia; Chiroptera; Vespertilionidae.
AUGGCUGUGGCUCCCGGCUGGCUCGCAGCCCAGGCCUGCCGGCGAGUUUUAAAAAGAGCAUUCUCGCUGCAUAAAGCACAUUCAAUAAAGGAUAUGGAAUAUACUUUUCAAUUGGUGAAAAACAUUAUACCUCCUCUAACUACCAAGAAGUACAAAGGGCAAGCUGGAAGAAUAGGCAUAGUUGGAGGCUGCCAAGAGUACACUGGAGCCCCUUAUUUUGCAGCAAUCUCAGCUCUCAAAGUGGGAGCAGAUUUAUCCCACGUGUUCUGUACCCGGGAGGCCGCACCUGUGAUCAAGUCGUACAGCCCGGAGCUGAUUGUUCAUCCAGUCCUUGACAGCCCUGAUGCGGUUCAUGAAGUGGAAAAGUGGUUGCCUCGACUGCAUGCCCUGGUUGUCGGGCCUGGCUUAGGCAGAGAAGACGCUCUUCUCAAAAACGUCGAGGGCAUUUUAGAAGCAUCCAAGGCCAGAGCCAUCCCUGUCGUCAUUGAUGCAGACGGGCUGUGGCUGAUAGCUCAGCAGCCGACCCUCAUCCAAGGCUACAGGAAGGCCGUUCUCACUCCCAACCACGUGGAGUUCCUCAGGCUCUCGGAAGCCGUGCUGACAGACCCUGUGGACAGCAGUGAUCGCCGCGGAGCUGGGCUGAGACUCAGUCAGGCCCUGGGGAAUGUGACUGUGGUCCAGAAGGGGGAGCAGGACGUGAUCUCCGAUGGUGAACAGGUUCUCGAAUGCAACCUCCAGGGCAGUAACCGCAGAUGUGGUGGGCAAGGUGACCUCCUAUCGGGAUUCCUGGGUGUUAUGGUGCAGUGGGCACUCCAUGCCGGACCUGAGAAAACGAAUGGUUUCAGCCCUCCCCUCGUGGCUGCCUUUGGUGCGUGCUCCCUCACAAGGCAGUGCAGCCACCAAGCCUUCCAGAAGUACGGCCGCUCCACCACUACCUCCGACAUGAUCCCAGAAAUUGGACCUGCAUUCAGCAGACUCUUCGAAACCUGA